AUGCUACGAGCCAUCUUUUCCACCGGGCUGGCAAUUGCAGCCGCGACGGGCCCGGCCGAAGUCCAAAGCGGCACGAAGCUGUCGCAGAAGUUUGACUAUGGAGUGUUUGACCAGAUCACUGCGCAGCUCGAUCCUGAGAAGCUAGAGGAGAACAUGCUGCAGGCAAUGACUACAAACAGCUCAGCCAGAGAGAACACCAUCAAAAAGAUGAUGGGCAAACUCCAGGCCUUUGCCAAGGAUGAGCAGACCUGGGAGCAACAGGCGAUUGAUGCAUUCCACGGCAAAUUGAGCGAAUCCUGCGACAAGCUCGUGGAGGCGGCGGGAGAGGCAACCGUGAAACUGCAGAAGGACGUUCAGGAGCAGCGAAUCGCUCCGUUCGAGGAAGAUGAGGGCUGCGUUGGCCAGCUCAGCGAAGCCAUCAAGAAAGAGAUGCAAAAGAAGCUGGGAGAUGAGCAUGGCUUCCACGGCCUAGGUGCCGCGGUGGCCUACGUGUCCAUGAUGGGUGCGAACUACGGCUGUGAAUCCGAGGCAGGAAUUCGCGGUCUGGAUCUGGAGGAUGAAGCCGCAAGGCUUUGUGGAAAGGCCGUGUUCGAGAGGCAAGAGAAAGAGGCAGAAAAGGCGGCCAAGGCGGCAGCAAAGGAGGCCGCCAAGAUGGCGGCAAAGAAAAAAGCAGAGAAGGAAAAGGCGGAAGUUGAAUCCGCCUCAACAGACGAUGCCUCGAAGGCCUUUGAGCUCAAGAGCCUGAGAAGGGCAAAUAUGCAGCGUGGCGUCUCCACACCCGUGCUCUUUGCCGCCCUGUUGGCUGCAUCCCUCGCUGCUGUGUCGGCUGUCUUGGCAGUGGUUAGCAUGCGGCGAACACGCGAGCUGCUGCUCAUUCGUGCCACAGAAGAUGAAUACCCAGUUUCCGACUGA
This is a messenger RNA of Symbiodinium sp. CCMP2592, 912 nucleotides long. NCBI's taxonomy places the organism in Eukaryota, Dinophyceae, Suessiales, Symbiodiniaceae. The record is from the annotation of a GenBank genome assembly.